This is a messenger RNA of Arvicanthis niloticus (Nile rat), 933 nucleotides long. The record is from RefSeq and is a predicted model, not a curated record. NCBI's taxonomy places the organism in Eukaryota, Metazoa, Chordata, Mammalia, Rodentia, Muridae.
AAUCACAAAAUGGACUUCUGGAAUCUGACACUCAGAAUUAUUUUCUUAUUACAAACUACAGCUGGAAUUAUGGGAAAUUUUUUCCUUAUCUUCUAUUACCUAGUCCUUUAUUACAGAGAAUGCACAUUAAAACCCACAGAUUUGAUUCUGAUGAACCUAAUAGCAGCCAAUGUUGUGAUAAUUCUCUUUUUAGGAGUGCCCCAAACAAUGGCAGUUUGGGGAUUGAAGGAUUUCUUGAAUCAUUUAGAAUGUGAGUUUGUAUUAUGCCUUCAAGGAUUUGCUCGAAGUGUGUCCAUUUACACCAUAUGCCUCAUGAGUGUUUUCCAAACACUGACCAUCAUUUCCAAGAAAUCUUUUUGGAAGUAUUAUAAAGUCAAAGCUGACACAUACAUUGGCUGUUGCAUUUUCUUCCUUUGGGUCUUGAAUGUGUUUUUAAAUUCCAUUUCAAUUCUGUGUAUACAUAUCACAAAGAAUAACACAAAUAUGACAAGAAUUAGAGAUUUUGGGUACUGUAUUCUUAUAGGGAGUAAUGACUUCACUGACACACUCUAUGCAACUCUCGUCGUGUUUCCUGAAGUCUUCUUUUCUGUGCUUAUUGUCUUGGCAAGUGUCUCCAAGAUUGUCAUUCUGUACAGACACAAGAAGAGAGUUCAACACAUCCAUAGCACUCAUGGUUCCAGCCAAACUUCCCCAGAGUUCAGAGCCACUCAGAACAUCCUCACAGUGGUGUCUACUUUUCUGGCCUUUUGUACUGUCACCUCCAUCUUAAGAGGCUGUAUAGCUCUUUUUCAUAGUCACAGUUGGUGGCUGAUUAAUAUCAAUCACUUCACUUCUCUGUGUUUUCCCACUUUUGCACCCUUUAUUCUUCUGAGUCAUUACUCUAUUGCAUCUAGAUUCAGUUUGGUCUUGUUAAGAAAAAAAAUUGUCUCAUAA